AUCUCCAGAAGAUGUUCUCCUGUUCUCAGUUUUUAGCGAGAACAAAUGCUAUGCAAACAUUCAUAAGAGCUGCUUCACAAGGCAAAACUUGUCUGUCUCUCUCAUUCACUGGGUCGGUGCUCUUCUUUGAGUUCUGUCCUGUCAGCGUUUGGCUGUGCUGUCUGGCUUUGCUGAUGUGGCAUCUUUUACUGUGUUAUUUUCUUUCAUAAAGAAUGUGGCGGGGGUUUGGUGAGCGCUGAACUUUAUGUGCUCACAUCUUUGUGAAUGGCUUGUGAUUUCUGUUCAUUUCAUUUGAUUGCUUUUACAGAUCACUUUUAUGAUUGCCCUGCCAUUUGUUAUUGAUGAAUUUUGUAUAAAGACCAAUCAAAUUUUACAUGUAAAAUAGUCAAUAUUGAUUUCAUGUUUUCUUUAAGUCAGUUGGUUUGAAUUUUCUAGAAUCCCAUAGGGACCAGCACUUAAUUUGUUCACAUUUAUGCAUUACUCACUCAGAUGUAGAGUGCCGCUGGCACGGGCGCACGGUAAGUCAUUUGCCCACCGAAGUGAGCUGCGCCAGGCCAAGAGAAUCGUCGUCAAGUUGGGGAGUGCUGUUGUAACCCGUGGUGACGAGUGCGGCCUCGCUUUGGGCCGACUCGCUUCAAUUGUAGAACAGGUGGCCGUGCUUCAGAAUCAGGGUAGAGAGAUGAUGAUCGUGACCAGUGGUGCUGUAGCAUUUGGAAAACAAAGGCUGAGGCAUGAAAUACUUCUCUCACAGAGUGUCAGACAAGCCCUGCACUCAGGCCAGAAUCAGCUCAAAGAUAUGUCACUGCCAGUUCUAGAGGCGAGAGCAUGUGCCGCUGCGGGACAAAGUGGACUUAUGGCUCUGUAUGAGGCAAUGUUCACUCAAUACAGCACUUGUACUGCCCAGAUCCUGGUAACAAACCUGGACUUCCACGACGACCAGAAAAGACGGAACCUGAACAGCACUCUGCAUGAGCUGCUGCGUAUGAACAUCGUGCCCAUCAUCAACACCAAUGACGCUGUGGUGCCUCCCCCAGAACCCAACAGCAACCUACAGGGGGUAAAUGUUAUCAGUAUCAAGGAUAACGAUAGUCUUGCAGCGCGGCUUGCCGUGGAGAUGAGGGCAGAUCUUCUCAUUGCUCUCUCUGAUGUAGAAGGACUUUACGACAGCCCACCAGGGUCAGACGAUGCCAAGCUCCUGGACACAUUUUACCCUGGCGACCAGCAUUCCAUUACCUAUGGUACAAAGUCCAGGGUCGGCAUUGGAGGAAUGGAAGCUAAGGUUAAAGCUGCUCUCUGGGCUCUCCAAGGUGGGACGUCUGUUGUCAUUGCUAACGGUACACACCCCAAAGUCACGGGUCAUGUGAUCACUGACAUUGUUGAGGGAAAGAAAGUAGGAACCUUCUUCUCAGAGGUCAAGCCAGCUGGUCCCACAGUCGAGCAGCAGACAGAAAUGGCUCGCUCUGCUGGCAGGACCCUUGCUUCCCUUGAACCAGAGCAGAGAAGUGACAUCAUUUGCACAUUGGCUGAUCUCCUUACUGAGAGAAAAGAUGAAAUCUUAUCUGCCAACAAAAAGGACAUGGAGCAUGCUGUUAGCACAGGUCGUCUGUCUCCAGCCAUGCUGAAGCGACUCAGUUUGUCAUCGUCUAAACUGAACAGUCUGUCCAUCGGCUUGCGUCAGAUCUCAGUGUCCUCUCAGGACAGCGUUGGCAGGGUUCUGCGCAGGACUCGUGUGGCAAACAAACUGGAGCUGGAGCAGAUCACUGUCCCCAUAGGAGUACUACUUGUCAUCUUUGAGUCACGACCAGACUGCCUUCCUCAGGUUUCUGCUUUAGCCAUUGCCAGUGGAAAUGCUCUUUUGUUGAAAGGUGGCAAAGAGGCGGCCAACACAAAUCGCAUCCUGCAUGAACUCGCUCAGGAGGCUCUGUCUAUCCAUGGAGUCAAAGAUGCCAUCCAGCUGGUGAGCACGCGUGAAGAGGUGGAGGAUCUGUGCCAUCUGGAGAAGAUGAUUGAUCUGAUCAUUCCCCGCGGCUCCUCUCAGCUAGUCAGAGAUAUUCAGCGUGCAGCUAAGAGCAUCCCUGUUCUUGGCCACAGUGAGGGGAUCUGCCAUGUCUAUGUGGACCAUGAGGCCAGUGUUGACAAAGCCAUCAAGAUCAUCCGAGACUCUAAAUGCGACUACCCUGCAGCCUGUAAUGCCAUGGAAACCCUGCUGGUGCAUCGAGAUCUUCUCAGAACCCCAUUGUUUGAUCAGAUCAUUGACAUGCUGAGAACAGAACAUGUGAAGAUCCAUGCCGGCCCCAAGUUUGCAUCGUACCUGACCUUCAGCCCGUCAGAGGUCAAGUCUCUGCGUACUGAGUACGGGGAUCUGGAGUGCUGUAUCGAGGUUGUGGACAGUAUGCUGGAGGCUGUUGAUCACAUCCAUAAAUACGGCAGUUCCCACACUGAUGUUAUCGUCACUGAAAAUGAGGACACAGCAGAGCAGUUCCUUCAGCAAUUAGAUAGUGCCUGUGUCUUUUGGAAUGCCAGCUCACGGUUCGCUGACGGAUAUCGUUUUGGUCUCGGUAGGUGUCUUUUUCUUUUUUUCUCAUCCACAAACUUAUUUAAAUGUUUCCAUUUUAAUCUCAUAAUGACCCUGUGGUGCUUUGUAGGUGCAGAGGUUGGCAUCAGCACGGCUCGUAUUCAUGCCCGUGGGCCUGUGGGGUUAGAAGGGCUUCUCACUACCAAGUGGGUCUUACGGGGCGAGGGCCACACAGCUGCAGAUUUCUCUGAGCAGGGCAGCAUGACGUAUCUGCACGAGAAUCUUCCGGUGGCGCAGGUUCUUCCUGAACGCAGAACCACCAGCUAGAGUUGUGAAGUAAAAGCAUCUACAGUCAAGAAUCAAAUACAUCUUAUUUAAGUAAAAGCUCACCCACUUAAAAUCUAUUUAAAGACUCCAAUCAGGCAGUGUAUUUGGAGUAAGUGCGAAUACAAAGAAAAUCAUCUGUGGAUGGAGAGCCGUUCAAUGAACCCAUACAUUUAAAUUUUCCCAGAUACACCCAUUUUAGUCAAGUGUGUCUUGUUCUCAGAAAGAACCAGACGAACGUAUAGCUACAGAAACUCAGAAGGGUCAUGCAAAGACGACAAGGGAAUUUGCUUAAAGCUGUAAUCCAUCUGAUUGUUUUUGUAAUUUUUGUUAUGAUUUGUGCGUUGUAUUAUGUUCUUUUGAGUAGCAAAACGAAUUAUUGAUCAUGGAAAAAAUAAUAACAGCUUCAUUCCAGUAUGGAGUUAAUGAAAAGAAGCCUCCCGAAUUGCCCAUGGUAUAUAUUUAUGUCAUAUUUAAUGUGUGAAAAUGCAGUAGGAAUUUCGAAAUGAAAUUUCCUGACAAAAAUUGGAGCAUUAAAAAUCAUUGUGCCAUUUUACAGCAUAUUGUGUACACGUAAUUUCAGCUUUUAUGGGAAAAAUAUAUACAUCACAUUAAAAAAAAACUAUUAUUAACUAAAAAAAUAAUAUUUUUCAUGUGGCAGUACAAGUCAUAUACAGUACAAGAUAAGAAAACUAUUAUCAACUGAAAAAGAAACUAGAAUUUUAAAGCUGCUUUGUCUGUAUAAGUUACUUUUAUUGAAGAGGAAACGCAAGAAAAGCAAUCUUCCUUGCAUUUUUUUUUUAUACUCAUUGCUUUUUAAUCAUGAAUAAUAUGCAGAACUGUUAGCAUUUCCGUGUUACUGCUGUAAAACUCACCCGGGACGGCCAGCUUUUGUCCUGAACUGCUUCAAAAAGGCCUCGUUUUCCGUACUUUAAAGUGCUGUAACGCUCUACAAAAUAGUGGUGCUUAUAGUGUGAAAAGUGUUCUGAAGAUGUUCACAAUUUUUGUAUGUAGAAUAAAUUUCUUUUUUGUACUUUCAAAAUGCUUCUGGAUACAUUUGAUGCCUCUGACAAAGACCUGAAAGUUUAAUUUGUACCUGAAAGAGGUUUGGAGAAGGGUUUAGGGAGGAAACCGACAAGUAUUGGGGCCAUUUUGAACUUGAUUAAUAAUCUUUCUUAAGUGCAGUUCAGUGUGGAAAACAUCAAGAGGCUUUUCUGUAGGGAGAGAGAGACUUGCCAACACUAAGUGGGACAUGGAAGAGUGAAAACAAUACUACAGAGUAUUAAUUAUGUUGCUAUUAGGAAAGAAGAGACUGCGAGAAGACUGAGGCUUGCCAUGAAAGUGCCAGUGCCUUUUGACUCAAGUUCUUUUUAUUCUCCAAAAUGUGCGGUUUACCCUCAAUGAGCCUUCAUCAGAAACUAAAAAGAUCCAGAGAUGAAGAGAAACUAAGUCUCAUUCAUCUGUUAUUGUGUUCCAACUUUACUGCGUAAGAUCCAUGAUCAAUAACUUUUUGGAUGAAAGAGGUUAAAAAAUGCUCAAAUGAGGACAAUGUUACUGCCAAAUCAGGAGACGGAAAUACAGGUGCAGAAGUAAGAAAGUAGAAUUAUGACUAACAUGCGAAACAAAGCUUACAGUGCUGAUUUUCAAAUAUAAGAUCGUGAGUGUUGACCCUAAAGCUGCACUUUUAGAUCUAUUUUGUCAGUACAGUUUUAUUCUGUUCAAAUUAUGACUGCUAAAUAAUUGUUGAUUUGUUACUACUGCACAUCAACCUGCGCCCAAUAUUUCACACUUCUGAGAGUUUAAAGCAUAUGGAUGUGAAAUUUAAAAGAACCGGUCUCAUGGCAAGCCAUCGGACUUUCACAGUCAGUACAGCUUUAAUUGAACAUUACUUGAGGCGAAAACUAAUUUCUUGUGCUUCCUUGGAUAUUUAGAGACUCAAAUGUGCUCCCUGCAGAGCUGAAUUUUUUCAAAUCAAUAAUUAAUCAUCAGAGUUCUUUAUUCAUUUGUAUCUUUGCCAAAUAUGGGCUUCUAAUUAACUAUUUCAAUAAUUGAUAUUUAUCUUUGAAAGAGCUUGGUAUCCAUACCUUAUGAAAAAUGCAUGAACUGAGAUAUGGACUUUUGUUUUGUUUUGUGUUCUGAGAGAGCCGCAUGCUCGGGGCUAAGACCAGGCCACUUUGACUUUUCCUCUUUGAGUCUGUGUUGCCCUAUGAUGUGCUGCUACUAUGGUGCCUCUUUCAAGGGCCCAAAGCAUCUGCUAGACAUCAUGUGAUCUUAUAAAAGUCUUUUGCUCUUCCAUCCUGAGAUACCCCUUUUUUGUUCUUUAAUAACUCAGUUCAAAGAACAAGCUGUUUCCUUAUAAUUUCCUUUUGUCUCUCAGGCACGAGAUGAUGUCGUGUACGCAUGCAACAACAUUUUGGCAUGUUUCAUUCAUUCAAGAUUUCUGCGGGUUUUAAAAAGGUCUUAAAAAGUCUUAGUUUGCCC
Molecule: messenger RNA, 5320 nt
Organism: Sinocyclocheilus anshuiensis
Lineage: Eukaryota; Metazoa; Chordata; Actinopteri; Cypriniformes; Cyprinidae
Product: delta-1-pyrroline-5-carboxylate synthase-like
Exons: 17
Coding region: 473-2842 (789 amino acids)
Cellular component (GO): mitochondrion; cytoplasm
Molecular function (GO): ATP binding; glutamate-5-semialdehyde dehydrogenase (NADP+) activity; glutamate 5-kinase activity
Source: RefSeq, a predicted model, not a curated record